Messenger RNA from Anguilla anguilla (European eel), 5005 nucleotides. It is a transcript of the gene rb1, whose product is annotated as retinoblastoma 1. Gene Ontology annotation, cellular component: Rb-E2F complex; nucleus; chromatin. The transcript has 28 exons. Gene Ontology annotation, molecular function: RNA polymerase II transcription regulatory region sequence-specific DNA binding. The record is from RefSeq and is a predicted model, not a curated record. Bases 244 to 3018 code for a protein of 924 amino acids. Gene Ontology annotation, biological process: regulation of transcription by RNA polymerase II; cell morphogenesis involved in neuron differentiation; negative regulation of G1/S transition of mitotic cell cycle. NCBI's taxonomy places the organism in Eukaryota, Metazoa, Chordata, Actinopteri, Anguilliformes, Anguillidae.
AUUUUGGCGGAUGUUCGUUUCUACAGUUUUCCCGCGAUUUGGGAGAAGAGCGAAUCAAUCACUUGCUACCUUAUGAGCAUUAAUCAACCCUUAGCGGUUUUGUGCUGGGGUUGUCUGACUGGGAUUUAAAUUUAAAACGUUGUUAGAGUGAGACUGUACAGGGGUUUUAGCGACUCUGCUGUUCAUAUUUAGUUUCACAGGUUCCAGCACCGGAUCGUAUUUAAAAAAAAGUAAACUGUCGACAUGCCACCUAAAAAGCGUAGUACUGGGACACCUCUCAGCAAGGAAAUAAAGCACAACGCAGUCGACUCCACAGUCAAGGAUACGAUUUCAGAAUUGUCUAGUGACGGAGUCAAAGACAAGGAUGCAGACUUUGUGACACUCUCUGAGAAGUUGAAGAUUAAUGAUGAAGUGUGUGACCAUGCCUGGAGCAUAUGGGACUCAGUGCGAGCCUCUAAGGACAUUGUCCUGGACACCAACCUCAAGGUCUGGGGUGCUUGUCUGUUCAUUGCGGCGACAGACCUGGAGGUCAUGACCUUCACCUUCACUGAGAUACAGAAGGCUGUGAAUCUAAAUGUGAAGCAGUUCUUUAACCUUCUGAAGAAGUUGGAUGUAAACAUGGACACCAUCAGCACCAAGGUGAAUGGCGCCAUGGCCCGGCUGGAGAAGAAGUACGAGGUGUCCCAUGCGCUUUUCCAGCGCUUUGAAAAGUUGUGUGGGAAAAUCUAUGCUGAGCCACCUGACUCCAAGGAGAAGGACAGCCUGGAUGGAAAGCGGAUCAUUCACACAUGUUGGACACUGUUCCUCGUGGCUAAAGGAAGGGUGCUGCAGAUGGAGGAUGACCUAGUGAUUUCCUUCCAGCUGCUCAUGUGUGUACUGGAGUUCUGCAUUCGGCGCAGCCCUCCCUCCCUGCUCCUGCAGCCUUACAAAACGGCUACAAACAGGCUGGUUCAGCCCAUGACUCGGACAUCCCGGCGCAAUCACAGCAAAGGUAAACCCCGCUCCCCUGAAGUGAACCUGCAUCUUCUGGAGACCCUCUGCAAGGAGAAUGAGUGCAGUGUGGAUGAGGUGAAGAAUGUAUGCCUGACCAGCUUCUCAAUCUUCAUGGAAUCGAUGGGCCUGUCGGACACUGAGGAGCUACCUGAGGUCUCUGAGCUUUCCAGUCAAUAUGAAGAACUUUACCUCAAAAGCAAAGACUUUGAUGCUAGGCUGUUCUUGGAUCAUGAUGAGACACUUCAAAUGAGCACUAUAGACUUUGCACAGCUGGAGAGAACCCCCAAGAAAAACCAGUUGGGAGACGAGCCUGUUGUCAUCCCCCCUCAGACCCCUGUCAGAGCGGCCAUGAACUCCAUUCAGCAGCUCAGGGUUGUCCUUGCUUCUGCCAGUGAUGCCCCAUCAGAGGUCUUGUCAGCGUAUUUCAAGAACUGCACAGUGGACCCAACUCAGGAGAUCACCCAGAGGGUAAGGCGUCUCGGGGAGCACUUCAGCCAGCGGUUCGCUCAGGCCAUGGGACAGCGCUGCAUGGAGAUUGGCUCUCAGGCCCCUAUACUGAUGGAAAGAUGGUCAUUCCCACUUGAAAAUUAUGCAAAACGGUUUACCCUUGGGACCCGGCUGUACUACAGAGUCAUGGAAUCCAUGCUGAAAUCGGAAGAAAGGAGACUGUCUGUGCAGAAUUUCAGUAAACUACUCAAUGACUCUGCCUUCCACACUUCAUUGCUUGCCUGUGCCCUGGAGGUUGUCACAGCAACAUACCGCGGAACUGGAGGGUUUGGGGUUGCUGUGGAAACUGAUCUCUCGUUCCCCUGGAUCCUGGAUGUAUUCCAGCUGGUCGCCUAUGACUUCUAUAAGGUGAUUGAGAGCUUCAUCAAGGCAGAGCCAAGUCUGAGCCGAGACAUGAUCAAACACCUGGAGCACUGUGAACACCUGGUUAUGGAGAGCAUCGCCUGGAGAGGGGACUCCCCACUGUUUGAGCUCCUGCAUCAGGCCCGGGAGGAAGGGCCAGGGGAGCAAGCUGAGCCCCCUGCAACCCUAAACCAGCCACUGCAGCAUAACCACACAGCUGCUGACCUGUACCUCUCUCCCCUACGCCCCAGCAACCGGAUGUCCCCUGGAGCAGAGGCCCAGGCCAUACCCACCCCGCAUUACCCUACACAGGCCCCCCGGCACCCUAGAUCUACCUCUCUCUCUCUCUUCUACAAAAAAGUGUAUCGGCUGGCAUACUUGCGUCUGAACAUGAUGUGCUCCCGCCUGCUUACCUCUCAUCCCGAGCUGGAGCCAGUCAUGUGGACCCUGUUCCAGCACACACUACAGCAUGAGUAUGAGCUAAUGAGAGACCGCCACCUGGACCAGUUGAUGAUGUCAGCCAUGUAUGCCAUCUGCAAAGUGAAGAACAUUGAUUUGAGAUUCAAGACCAUCGUCACAGCCUACAAGAAUCUUCCCAACACCAACCAGGAGACCUUCAAAAGGGUACUGAUUCGUGACGGUCAGUACGAUUCCAUCAUAGUCUUCUACAACCUGGUGUUCAUGCAGAGGCUGAAGACCAACAUCCUACAGUAUGCCUCUCCAAGGCCUCCAACUUUGUCGCCUAUCCCCAACGUCCCCUGUAGUCCCUAUAAGUACCCCAACUCCCCCCGGAAGGUCCCAGGGAGCAAUAAUGUGUACAUCUCUCCUCUGAAGAGCAGCCGGAUGUCCCCCAGUGUCAUAACCCCCCGCUCCAGAAUCCUGGUAUCCAUUGGUGAAUCAUUUGGGAUAAGUUCAUCAGAUAAGUUCUCUAAGAUCAAUCAGAUGGUGAGCAGCAGUGAUUGGACCCUAAAGAGGGGUUACGAUGGAGGUUCUGCCCCCAAGCCACUGAAGAGGCUGCGCUUUGACAUGGAUGGACAGGAUGAAGCCGAUGGAAGCAAACCCAGUGGAAAGUCUACUUUGAUACAGAAACUGGCAGAAAUGACCUCCACUCGAACCCGGAUACAGGAACAGAAGCUGAAGGAGGAUGCAAACUCUGUGAAGAGGGAGGAGCCUUGAAUGGUGACUGGCACGUAGGACUGUAGCUACACCUUGCCAAAACUGUAGAGCAAAAGCUCCCAUUUGAAACGUGCGAUUUUUAAAACAAUUUAUUUAGCCAUGGUCUCACUAAAUCUGUAUGUAAACAGUACUCUGGCUAGUCUUUAAAAUGCAAAAAAAAAACAAACAAAAAAAACGCAUCUUUAUGCAUUCUGUAAUAAUUAGUAAUGUCUACAUUUGCCUUGUUUUUAUUUUAAUUAUUUGUUUUAUGAAUUCUUAAAUUCUGUAAUUAAAAUGUUUUUAAAAUGUUAAUUAGUAAAUAAUGAAGAUGGCCUCAAGGUUUAAGUGGGGGGCCAAACCAGCUACACAAUGUAAUAUUUCCCCCCUAUGUUUUUUUAGAAUUUGUAUUAUAUAUAUAUAUAUAUAUGUAUAUAUAUAUAUAUAUAUAUAUAAAACCCUACUGCAAGAAAAACAUGACCAUGAACUGGGAUCACAUCCCACCAUAGCAUAACUUUGGGAACAUAAGUAGUGGUGCCAUUGCAAAUAUAACCAGAAUCAAUGAGAUACUGCUGAGCUGAAAUUAAGUGUCCUUUUUUUAUGGCCAUAUUUCACUCAAAAAAAAAAAAAAAAAAAAAAGUGACUGUAGUGACUACCAAUACCAAUGGUGUGACUAAUGACAAAAGUCUGUAAUUUCAAGUACAUAAUAUCACCCUUUUGAAUAUAAUUCUCACUUCACACUUGAUGAUGAUUACAUCUGUCAUAUUCAUGCCAUUUAUGAUUUCAGUGAAAAAAAAGGCAAACAUUUUUCUGUAAAAAAAGGCCCAGGUUAUAGUACCCUGUAAAACACCCAAGGGAAACCACUACAGGAACAUUCAAUGCCUUGAGUGUGGUCCCCUAAUGAUGCUGGUCCUGCUGUAAAACUGGUAUUUAAGUCUUGGAAAUCAGGUCACAAAUGUUGUGGACAAAGGGACAGAGCUAAAGUGACCAUCAGUUCACUUAAAAAUGUUAAGUUUUUCUCCAAUCUGUGCGUUGAUCUUUUUCACUACCUUUUGUAGAAAGGCCAUUUCUUUUUAAGGACACUACUGAAAUAUAAAUGUGGCGAAGUUCUCUACAAAAUAUGGGCAGUUGGCUUUCAUUUAGGCAUCCUAGCACACACGUGUCCUGUCUCACAUGUCUGCACAGGCCUCAUGUCUCAGGCUGGUGCAGAGCAGAGCCAGUAUUAUUGCAUUUGCUAUUGAGCCAUAUUGUCUGCUAGACUAAGAGAUUGGAUGAGAAACUACUGAGUAGACCCUGUCAGUCAUCUGACAAUAUUUAUUUUUCUUUGGGCAAAAGAAUGAAUGAUAUUAGUACACUUAUUAAUACCCUUCCAUUUUAUUGGUACAAGCGGUGUGAUUUGAACACAACCCCUUUCUGUAUGUCUUUUUUUGUGGAGGGCAUUAGAAAUAAUUCACUUAUAAUCAUCUCUUGUCUGUGUAUGAGUCUCUUUCUUUGACUUCCAUUUAUGAGCAAGGACUGCUUUAUGGUACCACAGUACACGUUUCACAUGAUGUGAAAUAUGCUUAUUUUUAUUUUUUAAAUGUUAUAUAUGUAUACAUUGGCCACAAGUUUAACAAAAAAAAUAAAUUCUGAUUUCAAUUUGAUUCCAUUUUAAAAUUGAUCACAUUUUUAUCUGCUGGAUGUUUGGAAGACUAACAUUUAGAAUUUUGUGAAUUCCAGAAUUCUUUUGUGCAACAUUUUAAUUUGACUGCUUAUCAAAUAAUUCCAAGUUAUUUUAAGUGUUAAAAAUGUACUACCUGUUCCAUAGUUAGAAACUGACAUAAGAAAUGUAGUGCUAUGGUAAUAUGGCAUUUUUUUGGCUAACAAGUUUUUUAAAAUCGAUGAGUGGUCUUUACAGUAGAGAAAGUAGAAGGACGGUAUAGGACAUGCAUUUGGUGUUAAUUUGGUGAUUUACACUUGUAUUGGUUAAUAGCUACUGUUGUGGGUACAAUAAAUGAAAUGUUUAACAUUU